CCUUCCCUCUCUGUGUGAGCGUAGUCUGGGCGCUGAGCCAAGUAGAGUGUGUUUUUUGAAUGAAUACCUGAUGCGGCUGAUGAGGCUGGCUGGGGGAGGAGCUGUGUCAGUGGAGUACUGAGAGAGAGAGAGAGAGAGAGAAAGAGGAGGGAGGGAGGUAAAGGGAGAGAGGCAGAAACACAGAGAGAGAGUGAGAGAGAGAGAGAGAGAGAUAGAAGCAGCCAGGCAGAGAGGGAGCUGGCGGUCUGGUGGCCUUGCAUAACACACGUUGGAGCAGUCUUGCACGCAGGACUUGGUGUGAGUUUCAGCAGUGGGGAACUUCCUUUACCGUCAGCCCGUUGCAGGGGCAACGUAGCCCACAAACCGGAGUACGGAGAGGAAAGGCAGAGCUGGAGCAGCUACAGCACAGGCUCCAGGAGAGGAGAGCGGCACAAAGAAAAGAUUCAGGAAGAGGAGUCCUAGGAAACACGUCUCCAACACACAUACACACAGACACACACACACACACAUUGAGAGGCAGGAAGAAUCCUUGGACAUGCUCUGCAAGCAGUGGCUGUGGAGAGACUGAUUCCUGCCGACAUUGUGGAAGAGGUAGAUCGGUCAGAGAUGAUUCCUCAUGAAGUCUAUGGAGCUCAUUUUGUGAGCUGGAGUGACUCCAUCUUCUCUUGUCUGAGACCUGGAGUUGUCUACCAGUGAAGACGAGCAGAGCCACACGGCAUAAAGAGAGACUGGCCCCUGCACAUAACCACUGAGAAGGACAGACUCAGGAGAACGUAAAAGUACUAACAGGGAAUAUUAGAAGCACGCUGACAUAAUGAAAUCCAACCAGGAACGGAGUAAUGGAUGUCUGCCACCUAAGAAGCGUGAGAUUCUGGCUCUGGAGCAGAGGCCAGUGGUAGUGGCCACAGCAACACCUCCAGCUGCCGUGGCUACUGAUAGUCCCCACACAGAGAACCUAGCAUGGCUGGCAAGUGUAGCCAGUGAACGCUGCAAAUCCCGGGACACAGAGAGCCCAAGUUGUCCCAUCUCCUCUGCAACCUCCUCUUCUCCUUCCACUUCUAUCCCUUCCUCGGCCACCCCUUUGUCUGCGGUGCCCCUGGCCUCUCUACCUGCAGUUUACCCCACAGCCCUUCCCCAGCAUGCCGGGACUAUCCAGUUUGCUCAGCUGGGACCCAACGUUCAGUUCAUCAGCUCUGGGCCCUAUGCUGGCUACAUCUCCUCCCAUAUAAUCACUACCAAUGCUAGUUCUGCACCUAACAGCUCUUCUAUAGUGGGACAGCGUUCCCACCUGGAUGGCUACACCACUGCCCUCAUCUCCCCCAACACCAAGGGGGAGCAGCAGUUUCAAAUAGGCCUCUCUCCCACAGAACUGGCUCCUGUGUCGCUACCAAGCUCUCCACAAGUCACCAGCCAGUACAUCCAUCUGGACAGCAGAACACCUCUGACUGUCAGCGGAAACGCCGUCACUUCACCUGCAGCCCACCUCCAGCUCCACCCUCACACAGCCGUCCUCCCUCAGACGCUUACCCUUGCUCCCUCCCAGCUGGUGGUUCAGUAUGCAGAUGGUUCAGCUGGAAAGAAACCAGACGGGCAUGCAAAGGGUGUGCUGAAUGGGGAACUGGAAGUGGUCAAACAGACAAAAGCUCCCAGUCAGCCAGCAAACCAUCAGCAGGUCCAGAGCUAUGAGGCCAGACAUAUCCUCUUGCCUGCAGACUAUGGCCAGAACCCCUCAGGACUCCAGACCUCCUUGGUGCUGGUGGCCCAGCCCAACCAUGGAGCUGAACAUGAACUUGGCUCAAAUAAGAUCUCCUUAGUUCAGACUGAGAAGGGAGGCAUCUGUCUGGGGAAACCAGUGUCCAGAUCUUCCUCUUUCACCUCCCUCUCCUCGCCAGAGAUAGUGAAGUCUGUUGCCCCUCAUUCAGUCAUCCAGACCACUCUACCCCAUGAGGAGCUGCCAGCCAGUCUCUAUUCCUCCACACAACCACCCAUUAUUGGCUAUAUCACCAGCGCAAACCAGCAUGCUGUUAGCUACCAUGCAGCACUGCCUCAGCAUCUGGUCAUCCCGAGUGGCCAGUCCCUCCUGAUCCCAGUCAGUGGUGCCAAUAACGGCACAGAAAUGGAGGUUAGCCGUACUGUCAGCGCCCUGACUGCUACCACCACCCCUCAAAUAUCCACCGCCAUGCCACAUGCCUAUCUAGCCACAGCCCUUUCCAAGUGUGAGGCACUCGGGCCAGAUGGAAAUCAACCACCCCCUGCUGUCGCGCAGGCUCCAGCGCUGCCGGUCUUGCCCUCAAACCCGGCUCCUGCAGUGGUGGAAGCUCCCUCCCCAGCUCCAGCUCCGGUCCCCGCUCCUGCCCCAGUUUCCAUCCAAGCCUCUCCCUCCAUUUCCUCUUCCUCUUCCCCUGUGGCACUUCCUCCAUUCUUUAUGCGAGGCUCCAUCAUCCAGCUGGCUGAUGGGGAGCUGAAGCGUGUGGAGGACCUCAAGACGGAGGACUUCAUCCAGAGUGCUGAGAUUAGCAGUGAGCUGAAGAUUGACUCCAGUACCGUUGAGCGGAUUGAUAGUGGACAAACUCCCAAUGCUGUGGUCAUACAGUUUUCUGUGGGAGAGCUCAAAGCCCAGGUGUGUGUGGAGGUGCUGGUGGAGUACCCCUUCUUUGUAUUUGGGCAGGGCUGGUCGUCCUGCUGCCCAGACCGGACAACCCAGCUGUUCGAGCUGUCCUGCGCUAAGCUGUGUGUGGGUGAUGUGUGUGUGUCGCUGACCCUCCGGGGUCUAAGGAAUGGCACGGUAACAGACAGCCAGGCUUUGGGGACCAAGCUGAAGACCGGUCACCUCUCUGACUCCUGUCACAACAUGGAUCCCACCGUAAGGAACGGUGCAAGGCCAAACGCUGCAGGCAGUAACAGUGGCCUCCUUAUGAAGGCUUCCAGUGCAGACAGGCCGGAGAGGGAGCAGAUAUCUGGACCAGGAUCAGGACUGGAGCUACCACCUGGACUGGGACUAAUUCCAGGAUCAGGAGAGGGGAUCUAUGGAGCAGGAUCUGUGCUGGCAGUCUUGGGAACUGGAGAAGUAAGACGGGAAUCAGUGAAAACAGACAUGCCUGCUCUCUCUAAAAUACAAUGUGGUGAUACAGACAGACCCACAGUCCGCAAGAGACGCUGGUCAGCUCCAGAGCGGGAUCAGACUGACAAAGCUGAGGAGGAGCCUCCUCUGACUCUGCCCAAACCCUCAUUCAUCCCUCAGGAGGUUAAAAUCAGCAUAGAGGGCCACUCUAGUACUGGGAGUGAAAGGUGCUUGAACAAAAGAAUAGACUGUUGAGAGAACUUUAAGGAAUUUUAAUUACCUGUGGUUUGCGUUGUGUUUAUCCCCUCUCUUUUCUCUCUAUCCAGACUACUGUAAUAUAGACAGAGUUUACACAGUAUUUACAUGUUUUCUUUCUUUCACAUAAAGCUGAUAUCUACAAUGAAGUACAGAAGAGCACCUUCAUAAGUGGUAUCACACACGAGAUCAGUGCAAUCAAUGCUGAAAGCAAAAAUGAAUGCAGCGUGAAUGUUGAGUAUGAGUGGCAGUCCGACACCCGAGAGACAUUUGACUCGCGUGUCACCUAUCAUAAGCUGGAUCUUUUUUGUCAUGUUGCUUAAACCUUCUAGAUUCAGACCAAUCAACCAUUCCUCUUAUCACACGAACAAGCACAGACCCGAUGUCAGCGUGCAGAGAGUGGGUCAUCACAUUUUGACUCGUAUCCUGCUUGUUUGACUGUUUUAUUUAGUUUGCAGUGACAUUACAAGUGAUAGCACAAGUUGGAGUUAAAGAGAAACCAUUUUGGUUAUUCCCACAACAAUUCUCAUUUGCCACUGAUCAUCAUGGCUGUGAUCUUUGUUGCCUUGUGUAUCUGAUGAGGUUUUGGAUUUUUUUUUACUACUCUGUGUUUCAUUUCAUACCAUUAUAUAUGUGUGCGCUACGGCAGGUGGCCUUGUGCCACUUGUCUGCAUUUGUAUGUGCCUCUGUGUUUGUGUGUUGGUCUGAGUGUUUUCUGUGUGGCUGGCAUACGGAGCACAGGAGUCAGGUAUGUGUGUGGCUGGAAGCUGUGAGCUCAGCUGUCAAUACAGCCUGCAAAUAUCAAGACUGAAAAGGCCUGAAUGUAAACCACUGAAUUUGUCCUCAAUACUGACUGAUGAAGUUAUUCAUGUGCUGUUUGCUACACCAAUGACAAGUAUCUGCUGAGAAUUUGAUACCAAGGCUUUUUGUGGGUGACAGGAGUUGCACAUGGAUUCAUUCUUUUGAUUGGUCAACUUUAAGUUGAUAGUUUAUUUGGAAAAUCUCAUAUAAUUCCUUUCAAAGACAGCAUGUAUCACCGGGUUAUGUCUGUCUUCAGUCCCAGCUGCUAUGUGCGGCACUUAAAUUUGUACAAAAAGGGAAAAUCAAGGUAUUUCUAUCUAAUGCCUCUGAAUGAGAUUUUAGCUAAUGUAUGUAUGGACUUAUACUGCAUUAUAAACCAUAGCUGGCUAACUUGGAUAACUGCAUCACUUAAUUUUUCUGGCCACUUGGGGGACUGCGCAACAAACUGCAAAUACAAAUUUGUCAUUCAGUAUUUGUAUGUGUUGGCAAACUAUUGCCUUAUUACACAUCAAGCAGACAUGGAUCAACAUCAGCAUUCAUUUGGAGUCGUGUUUCUGGCAGUCCAGUUUACUCCUUUUUACUCUGUUUUGAUCUCCUUCACCUCUCAAGGGAAAUAUCUGGCUCCAGCAUAUCUAAAUGCUCCACUAUGUUCACCAGCUAGUUACUAACUUUGUCUGUUUGCUGCUGAGUAAAACAAAACAAAACAGUAAAGUUGUGGAGAGUGAAACCAAAACAAUGAGCUGAAAGAUCCUAAAAUGCACCAUUGAGUUGAGGGGAACUGCUGAAUAGGGUGAUAAUUUUCUGAGUUUGUCACCAUAUACCCUUUUUGUAUAGAACGUAGUCAUCUGACCCAUUGUUAAAAAUAAAAAUACUGAUUAGAGCAACUUUAAAUGCAAACAUGCCAUGAGAUAAAAAACAAAACAUGGGGUAAUAUUUACUUAUUGACAGAAAAAUGGCACCUUCCCAACUUAUUGACCACUUUAUUUACAGAGACAAUGGCCUUAGAAAUAUGCAACUACUACACAGCAGCACAUGUUUUUUUUGGGUUUUUACCAUUAAAACCUCUUUUCUUCAAUGAA
Messenger RNA from Thunnus maccoyii (southern bluefin tuna), 5196 nucleotides. Its product is annotated as ataxin-1-like. The transcript is spliced from 3 exons. Gene Ontology annotation, cellular component: nucleus. Gene Ontology annotation, molecular function: protein binding; RNA binding. The record is from RefSeq and is a predicted model, not a curated record. The coding region runs from base 815 to 3316 and encodes 833 amino acids. NCBI's taxonomy places the organism in Eukaryota, Metazoa, Chordata, Actinopteri, Scombriformes, Scombridae. Gene Ontology annotation, biological process: negative regulation of transcription by RNA polymerase II; nervous system development.